This is a messenger RNA of Cyclopterus lumpus (lumpfish), 1788 nucleotides long. RefSeq names its product potassium voltage-gated channel subfamily A member 1. Gene Ontology annotation, molecular function: protein binding; delayed rectifier potassium channel activity. The record is from RefSeq and is a predicted model, not a curated record. Gene Ontology annotation, cellular component: voltage-gated potassium channel complex; membrane. The transcript has a single exon. NCBI's taxonomy places the organism in Eukaryota, Metazoa, Chordata, Actinopteri, Perciformes, Cyclopteridae. Bases 1 to 1788 code for a protein of 595 amino acids. Gene Ontology annotation, biological process: potassium ion transmembrane transport; protein homooligomerization.
AUGGAGAUAGCCUUGGUGAGCUUUGAGAACGGCGGAGCCAAAGGGAGCGGAGGAGGAGGAGGAGGAGGAGGAGGAGCAGGAGCAGGAGGAGCAGGAGGCAACAAUGCCGAGGAGAGCUGCCGGAACGCGCUGGAUGCCCCUCAGUCGGGCUUCGUUCAAACUGGACUUGGAGAGGACUACAGCAAAGAGCUGAACACCCGGGGGAGUCCCCAGCAGCAUCAUCAUCCUCAUCCUCAUCAUCCUCUUCUUCUUCAUCAUCAUCAUCAUCAGCAGCAGCAGAGCUCCUGGAAAAUCAACGACAUGAACAACACUUUCAGCUGCAGCGAGAACACCAUGGAUGCGCUUUUACGCGCGGACCACAGUCCGCAUCUGUUCGACGAGGACCUGCUGGACCUGGACCCGGACACGGAGAGCAACGAGAGGGUGCUCAUCAACAUAGCCGGGCUCCGGUACGAGACCCAGCUGGGCACCCUGAACCAGUUCCCGGACACUUUGCUGGGGGACCCCGCCAAGAGGAUCAAAUACUUCGACCCGCUCCGGAACGAGUACUUCUUCGACCGCAACAGACCGAGUUUCGACGGGAUUUUGUAUUUCUACCAGUCGGGGGGGAAGGUCCGCAGACCCGUGAACGUGUCCAUCGACGUGUUCGCGGAUGAGAUCAGGUUUUAUCAGCUGGGGGAGGAGGCCUUGGAGAGGUUCCGCGAGGACGAGGGCUUCAUCAAAGAGGAGGAGAAGCCGCUGCCCCAGAACGAGUUCCAGAAGCAGGUCUGGCUCAUCUUCGAGUACCCGGAGAGCUCCAUCCCGGCUCGCGGCAUCGCCAUCGUGUCUGUGAUCGUCAUCACCAUCUCCAUCAUCACCUUCUGCCUGGAGACGCUGCCGGAGUUCAGGGACGAGAGGGAGCUUCCGGUCACCGGCCGGCUGGACAACAGCACCGCGCCCCGGCCGUCCCUCACCUUCACGGACCCCUUCUUCAUCAUCGAGACCACGUGCGUCAUCUGGUUCACCUUCGAGCUGUUCGUGCGCUUCUUCGCGUGCCCGAGCAAGUCGGAGUUCUCCAAGACCGUGAUGAACAUCAUCGACAUCAUGUCCAUCAUGCCUUACUUCAUCACCGUGGGCACGGAGCUGGCGGAGCAGCAGGGCCAGGAGCACCAGAACGGGCAGCAGGCCAUGUCCCUGGCCAUCCUGCGGGUCAUCCGCCUGGUGCGGGUCUUCCGCAUCUUUAAGCUCUCCAGGCACUCCAAGGGGCUCCAGAUCCUCGGGCAGACCCUCAAAGCCAGCAUGCGGGAGCUGGGCCUCCUCAUCUUCUUCCUCUUCAUCGGAGUCAUCCUCUUCUCCAGCGCCGUGUUCUUCGCGGAGGCGGACGAGCCGGAGUCGCACUUCUCCAGCAUCCCGGACGCGUUCUGGUGGGCCGUGGUCACCAUGACGACGGUGGGCUACGGGGACAUGAGGCCGGUGACCGUCGGGGGGAAGAUAGUGGGCUCGCUGUGCGCCAUCGCCGGCGUGCUCACCAUCGCGCUGCCGGUGCCGGUCAUCGUGUCCAACUUCAACUACUUCUACCACCGAGAGACGGACCAGGACCAGUCCUCCCUGAAGGACGAGCCCACCAGCGACCGGGAGAGUCCCGAACCGAAGCGCAAGGGCAGCAAGUCGUCCGCCAAGUCGCAGGAGGCGGAGAACAGCGGCGCGCCCGCUUCGCUGGAGAAGGCGAACAUGAAGGCGAACAGCAGCGUGGACUUCAAGAGGUCCCUGUACGCGUUCUGCCUGGACACGCGCGAGACCGACCUCUAA